AUGCAUUUGCCUCGCCCCUGGCCUGUAUUGAAGGGUCUCUUGAUUACAAUUCUCUUAUCGGAGUCAGUGCUUGCGAUCGAUUUGGACAUCAGUGAUGAACAAUCUAUUAAAGAUGCCGCGAGUACUUCAGCCUACGCUAUGAUGACUUACUACAAAGGGAACGAGACCGGCCAUAUUCCUGGAGCUUUCGCAAGCAAAUGGUGGGAGGGUGCAGCGCUAUUCUUAGCACUUCUUCAAUACUGGCACUUUACGGGAGACACAACCUAUAAUGAUAAUCUCCGUGUUGGAUUGGAAUGGCAAGCUGGUGACGAUGAUUAUAUGCCGACGAAUUACAGUUCCUACCUUGGAAAUGAUGAUCAGAUGUUCUGGGGCCUGGCCGCCAUGACUGCCGCGGAGCUGAAAUUCGCCGAUGCUACAGAUAUUGGAGAUGGUCACUCAUGGCUCUCCCUUGCACAGGGUGUCUUCAACAGCCAGAUCGAUCGAUGGGACACAUCUACCUGCUCGGGUGGACUGCGGUGGCAAAUUUGGACCUACGAGUCUGGCUACUUGAUGAAAAAUUCCAUCUCCAAUGGUGGCUUAUUCCAGCUAGCAGCACGACUUGCACGAUACACCGAGACUGAGAAAUAUGCCACCUGGGCCCAAAAGAUUUGGGAUUGGUCUGUCUCCUCACCCCUUCUCAGUAACACAACCUGGAAUGUGGCCGAUUCAACAGACACCACAAAUGAUUGUACCACUCAAGGUAAUGAUCAAUGGUCCUAUAAUUAUGGUACAUACUUGAUGGGUGCUGCUUACAUGUAUAACUAUACAAAUGGUAGCUCCGUUUGGCUCGAAGCAGUCAAUGGUCUACUAAACAAAACCUUCGAUCACUUCCUCAAUGAUGAUAUCCUGGAAGAAAAGCUAUGUGAGCCAUCAGAGGCCUGCAAUGACAACGAGAUUCUGUUCAAAGGACUGGUUUCCUCUUGGCUAUCAUUCACGGCUCUUUUGGUUCCAUCAACCUAUGAUACUAUUUUGCCGGUCCUCCAAACUUCUGCCCAGGGUGCAGCGAAAUCAUGCACAGGCCAUGACAAUAACACAUGUGGAGUGCGUUGGUACCUGUCGACAUAUGAUGGCUGGAUAGGAAUGGAGGAAGAAAUUAGUGCCACGAAUAUCUUUGUCGCGAACUUGAUUGCAUUUGACAGUUCGGCUCCAGUGACAGCAUCCACGGGUGGAAACAGUACGAGUGAUCCCACCGCGGGAGAGAACGAUACCACGACAUCCACCACUGAGUCCGUGAUUACGACGGGAGAUCGGGCAGGUGCUGGAAUAUUAACCGUGGUGUUUGUCGCGGCCUGGGUUGGCGCAAUGAGCUGGACAGUCUUAGGAUGA
Penicillium odoratum is the source of this 1365-nucleotide messenger RNA. RefSeq names its product glycoside hydrolase family 76 protein. The transcript has 4 exons. Gene Ontology annotation, biological process: carbohydrate catabolic process; fungal-type cell wall biogenesis. Bases 1 to 1365 code for a protein of 454 amino acids. NCBI's taxonomy places the organism in Eukaryota, Fungi, Ascomycota, Eurotiomycetes, Eurotiales, Aspergillaceae. The record is from RefSeq and is a predicted model, not a curated record. Gene Ontology annotation, molecular function: mannan endo-1,6-alpha-mannosidase activity.